AUGAAGAAGCUCUUCAAGUGCCUGAUGAUCUUACUGGGGGUUUUAUUGAUUGAGGAAAGGGCAAAUGGACAAGAAGAGAAUGCAGCACUUUGGGGCAAAACUACUCAGUCAUCAACUUUCGCAGGCUCUUUACCUGAAUUUGCUCUUGAUGGUUCGCUCGCCAGCUGGACCCACACAAACUCAGAGACCAACCCGUGGUGGAGAGUGGAUCUGAUGAAGAUAUACAGAGUGAACAGAGUGACCAUCACUAACAGACCGAACCUUGGAUCAAGGAUAAAUGGGGCAGUGAUUCGUGUCGGGACCUUCCUUGACAUCUACAGCAACCCCAUAUGCGGUGUAAUUUCCACUCUUGCAUCCGGUGCCACGGGCACUUACCAAUGCCGCGGGAUGGAGGGACGUUAUGUGGUUGUUCAUAUUCCUGGAGAUCAGAGGAUGCUUAGUAUUUGUGAAGCUGGAGUCUAUGGAUGGGUCCGACAGGUUUUUAUUAAUUUUCCAGGAAAUCGGGCAGUAGGAGCCGCUGCUUCACAGUCGUCAACAUUUGGGAGCUGGUCUGCAGAAAAGGCCAUUGACAGUAAUCGAGGUCUCCAGCAGUUGAAUACUGGAUGCUCCUCAACCCUUAAUGAGACUAACCCAUGGUGGAGGCUGGAUCUGCGUGAUAUUUACAGAGUUAGAGAAGUGGUCAUCACUAACAGAAAACACUGCUGUGCAGAACAAAUAAACGGAGCAGAGAUUCGCAUCGGAAAAUCUUUGGAGAACAACGGCAACAACAAUCCCAUAUGUGCUGUUAUUCCUGCUAUUCCAGCAGGACAGUCCUACAACUACACAUGUAAUGGGAUGGAUGGACGUUAUGUGAAUGUUUAUAUUCCUGGUGAUCAGAAGAUUCUUACUCUUUGUGAGGUUGAAGUCUACGGGUAUUUGGCAGAAAAUCUGGCAGUAGAUGGAGCCGCUACACAAUCAUCAAAAUAUGGGGACGGGUUUGCUGAAAAGGCCAUUGAUCGAGGUCUCCAGCAGUUGUACACGGGAUGCUCGUCAACUCUUGAUGAGACUAACCCAUGGUGGAGGCUGGAUCUGCGUCAUAUUUACAGAGUUAGUAAAGUGGUCAUCACUAACAGAAAACACUGCUGUGCAGAACAAAUAAACGGAGCAGAGAUUCGCAUCGGAAACUCUUUGGAGAACAACGGCAACAACAAUCCCAUAUGUGCUGUUAUUCCUGCUAUUCCAGCAGGCGAGUCCUACAACUACUCAUGUAAUGGGAUGGAGGGACGUUAUGUGAAUCUGAUCAUUCCUGGAGACCUGAAGAUACUCACUCUGUGUGAGGUGAAGGUCUAUGGAGAAGGUCCCUGUUUAAAAAGAUCGUUUGUAAAAAUGCAGUUUAACUCCAGGAAUGAUUUGACCGACCCUUCAAUGAUAGAAAAUGUUCUGAAACAGUUGGGAUCUGCUCUUGCUGAUAGAGGACUCACAGAUGUGACACUGAGAUGGUCUCAAACUCCUAAACAGGUGAUCCAGAAAGCGAACACCGAUAAACGUCACUGCGAGAACAGAAAUUCCCCUUGAAAUCAACACUGUCUUUGACUCACUAAAUUCACAUUUACAUUGAUUCUGAUUCUAAAUGAACUGAAAUUUCUUCAUAAUUACAUGUUUACAGUGUAAAGACUCUUAAAGCACUUCUGCUUCGCUGUUUGUUCAUUCAAACCUUUAAGAACUAUAAAACAUUGUAUAUUGUCCACAUUAAGGAAUGCAGAGUAAUAAACAUAAUGAAAAUAAAUAG
Molecule: messenger RNA, 1768 nt
Organism: Megalobrama amblycephala (Wuchang bream)
Lineage: Eukaryota; Metazoa; Chordata; Actinopteri; Cypriniformes; Xenocyprididae
Exons: 11
Coding region: 1-1554 (517 amino acids)
Source: RefSeq, a predicted model, not a curated record